Messenger RNA from Aureococcus anophagefferens, 2385 nucleotides. RefSeq lists its product as hypothetical. Lineage: Eukaryota; Pelagophyceae; Pelagomonadales; Pelagomonadaceae. The record is from RefSeq and is a predicted model, not a curated record. The coding region runs from base 1 to 2385 and encodes 794 amino acids. The transcript has a single exon.
AUGGUAAAACUUUUGCGGCUGCUGGUCGCGCUCGCCGCGGCCGCGGCGGUCGCCGGGGACGCUGCGGCGGCGGACGUCGAGCUCGAGGUCGUCGACGCGACGACCGUCGGGUCCCUCGAGGCGACGGCGGAGCAGCUCGCGGCGCUUCUGAAGGAGAAGGAGUCGCUCGUCGACAGCCUCUACAGCGAGCUCCAGCGGUCGACGACGGAGACGACGGAGGCGUCGGACAAGGACGGGGACGAGGCGCCCUCGGAGUCCGGCGAGAAGCGGAAGCGCAAGAAGACGCGGCCGCCGACGGGCGCGGACGGCGAGUACGCCAAGAAGACGCGCAAGCCCACGAAGCGGCCGACGCCCGCGCCGAGCCCGGCGCCCCAGGCGGCGGCCACGCCCCGACCGACGAAACGCCCGAAGCCCAUGCCGACGCCGCAGCCGACGAAGGCGCCCGCGCCGCGGCCGUCGACGAGCCCUGUCGGGGCCAUCGGCGACGACGACCCGGCGCCCGCGCCGGAGCCCGCGCCGGCGCCCGAGCCGGAGCCCGCGCCCGCGCCGGAGCCCGCGCCCGCGCCCGCGCCCGAGCCGGCGCCGGAGCCCGCGCCCGAGCCCGCGCCGGAGCCCGCGCCGGAGCCCGUCUUCGACCCGCCGGCCGAGGACGACCAGCCCGUGCUCGACAUCGACGCGGACGGCGACGCCGCGGAGCCCGAGCCCGCGCCCGCGCCCAAGGAGGAGCCCGAGGCGUACGAGGCCCCCAAGGAGCCGGAGGCGCCCGCGGAGCCGGAGGUGCCGGAGGCGCCCGCGGAGCCCGACGACGCGCCCGCGGAGCCCGAGGCGCCCUCGGAGGCGCCCGAGGCGCCCGAGGAGCCCGCGUGCGACAGCAGCAGCCGGCCCUGCCCCUGCGACGAGAGCAAGUGCUCGAACCACGGCGCCUGCCUCCAGCGCGGCGACCAGACGCGGUGCCGCUGCCGGGGCGCGUGGACGGGCGAGACGUGCGACGUCGGCGGCUGCGAGACCCUCGCGGACUGCGGCGCGUGCCUCGCGGCGACGGCGGCGCCGGCGCGGGGCGGCAAGAAGGGCCGCGGCGGCCGCGGCCAGGGCGGCCGGCGCCUCCUCGACGAGGGCCUCGGCGGCCGCGGCGGCAAGCGCGGCCGCGGCGGCCGCGACCUCCAGCGCGGCGGCGCGCCGGCGUGCGCCUGGGUCGACGCGGCCUGCGUCGACGCGGAGGACGCCGGCGGCCGCGGCGCGGCGACCUGCGACGCCGCGGCGGAGUUCCCGACGUCCACGGACGACCGCACGGACGACGCGCCUGCGGCGCCCGCGGCGCCCGGCGACGACGCGCCCGCGUACGAGCCGCCGGCCGACGAGCCGCCGGCCGACGAGCCGCCGGCCUACGAGCCGCCGGCGUACGAGCCGCCGGCCCCGGAGGCGCCGCCGGCGCAGGAGGCGCCCUCCCUCGACGACCCGCUCCCGGCGGAGGACGACGAGGUCGCGGACGACGACGCGCCCUCGCGCCCGUCGCCCGCCGCGCGGCUCGGCGCGCUCCUCGGCGAGCUGACGGCGAGCGACGACGACGGGCCCGUGAGCGACGCGAAGAAGGCCGCGCCGCUGAUCCUCGGCCUGCUCGUCCUCGCCGUCGGCUUCGCGCUCGUCAAGAAGUGCUGCGGCUGCGUCGCGGGCCUCCGCGGCGGGUCGGCGCCCGCGCAGCCCUACGAGAAGGUGCCCCAGGUCGAGAUGACGGCGCGGGACGUCGAGAAGGGCACGAACCUGCCGCCGGCCGCGCGGACCGUCGGCGCGCCGCGCGACGACCCGCCCGUCGCGGACGGCGACGACGACGACGACGACGCGUUCGGCGACGACGACGGCUGGGGCGACGCCGCGCCCGCGCCGCCGCCGCCGCCCAAGGAGAAGUCGCCGAAGCCCGCGCGGCCCGCGGCGCCCGCGGCGCAGUCGGCGCAGGCGCGCCGCGACGCGAAGCGCGCGGAGCUCCAGGCGAAGCGCGAGGCGCGCGACCGCGACCGCAAGGACAAGGCCGCGGCCGCGGAGCCCGCGCCCGCGGGCCUGGCGCCCAUCACGCAGCUCGGCGCGCCCAAGGCCGAGCGGCCGCCGCCGAAGCCGAAGCCGCCGCCGCCGCCGCCGGCCGACGACCCCUUCGCGGCCAUGGGCAUGGACUCGCCGCCGAAAUUCGGCGUCGGCGGCCGCGGCGUCGCCGCGCCCAAGAAGCCCGCCGCCGCGCCGCGGCCGCCGCGGCCCGCGCCGGCGGCGUCGCGGCCCGCGCCCGUGCCCGCGCCGAAGCCCGUGCCCGCGCCGCCCAAGCCCGCCGCCGCGCCGCUGGACCUCACGGACGCGAGCGCCUGGGACGACGACGACCUCGACGACAUCCUGAACUCCUAG